AUGCCCAGAUCCUCAGGUGCUAGCUCUGGUGGAGAUAGGUAUAGUCCUUUGCAAGAGAGAUACGACCCCAACUGUGUAUAUUGCCAGGGCACAGGAAUGUACCGUGUUGAGGUACCGGACUAUGUGCUCGAACACUGCGUGAACCUAGGGGCUCAUUGCACUGCAGCUGGCCACACCAGUUAUUGUAAUGGUGUAGCUAGACGUUUUGGGUCAACUCUGUGUCCAUGCUCAGCCUGUAAUGGGACACUGUUUGUUGGACGCUGGUAUAUCCGUGUUGAGGAGCGUGAGUGUGACUGUAAGGGAUUCUACUGA
Molecule: messenger RNA, 312 nt
Organism: Fusarium graminearum PH-1
Lineage: Eukaryota; Fungi; Ascomycota; Sordariomycetes; Hypocreales; Nectriaceae
Exons: 1
Coding region: 1-312 (103 amino acids)
Source: RefSeq, a predicted model, not a curated record